CACCAACAGCACCUUCUGGGCGAUCGACAAUCACACUGAGCUUCAUGCUGUGCGGAAACGGCUCAGGAGCAAGGCUGUGUCCGGCCGGGUACGUGUGCCUGCCGGGGAUCGGCGACAACCCCAACUACGGCUACACCAGUUUCGACACCUUCCUCUGGUCCAUGCUGACCACAUUCCAGCUCAUCACCCUCGACUUCUGGGAGGAUGUCUACAACAAGAUUAUCGCCGCCAUGGGCCCCUGGAGUAUCCUGUUCUUCGGGCUGGUGGUGUUUUUCGGCUCCUUCUACCUCAUCAACCUAAUGCUGGCCGUCGUGGCCAUGAGCUAUGAAGAAGAGGCUGAGAACACCGAGGAGGAGAAGGUGAAGGACUUGGCGGAUCACCGGGACGAUUCCACCUUCAGCUUCGACCCUUCCAACCUGAAGCUGCACCGUCUGGACAAGGACAGCAAGUUCCCGACGAUCCGACUCAAGAACCACACCAUCUUCGCCUCCUACAAGUACAACAAGAAGAAGAAAAAGAAAAAAGCCAAGGGCCGUAAGUCGGUGGAGGGCGGUGUGACCAAGGAGGACGACAGCUGUGUGUCGGCGGACGGCCACGUCAGCGCUGUGUCCCCUGCCGGAAGGAGGGUCAGUGAGCUACACGACGAGCACGAGACUAACGAGCUCCGUCCGCGGGCGCUGGUGCACGAGCUGCUCAGCCCGGAUCCGCGGCCGGUGGUGGUGGAGCUGCCGGGGGCGAUCCGCACCCCGUCCGUUAGCCCGCAGCGCAAACAGUCGUCCUCCUCGGACCGGUACGCCGCCGCGGCCCAGGACCCGACAGAGGUGUCGUGCGACUCGUCGGCACUGAACGUCCGCGCACUGCCGCCGUCACCAAUACCGGCGGCUGCCCCGCCGACCACCGAGGCGCAUCCGCUGCGCUCCUCGUGUGAGCAGCUGGAGGCCACCGAGAAAACCAGCGUGCAGAUGUUCCAUGGAGGGGAGCUAGACGAGUACUACGUGCAUAUCACCACCGGCCAGCAGCCGCUGGGGCCGGCCGGCAGCCGCGGCGCGCUGGACUGUACCCCCACCGGGGACGCGGCCGACGAGCUGGCCGGUCUGGAGGACGCGGGUCUGGACGAGGACGCCGUGUCACCACUGGCCGGUCACCGCUCGCAGGGCGGCGGCCGGCGCGAGGCGCUGCGUCACGCCAUGUUCGCCACCAGUGUGGAGUCGCAGGGUAUCGGGGAGAUGCGGGGUAACAGUGACUCGUCCACCAGCGAGCACCGCUCGGCGGGCGACGUGCGGCGGCUGGGGAUGCGCGAGUGCUCCUUGGACGACUCCGGGGUGGUCGGAGACCAGGAGACCAUGUCCGAGCGCGGCAAAAACAUGAUGAUCCGGACGGAGGAUAUCACCCCUCUGGCCAAAGCGCUGGACCUGGAGGUCACACUCACGGAGAAGAAGUGUAACGGGAUCAGUCCCCAGCGCCGGAGUCCGUCGCCCUCCUACGUCUCCCAUGUGGUCGAGCUACACGACGAGACGCCGGACCGCAACUGCGACUGCUGCUCAUCGUGCUGCAUCUGGUACGAGACGUGGCUGCGCUGGCAGAACCGGCUGCACCUGCUGGUCACCGACCCCUGCUUCGACGUGUUCAUCACGCUCUGCAUCAUCCUCAACACGGCCUUCCUGGCGCUGGAGCACUACGGCAUGUCCAACGAGAUGCGCCAGACGCUGGAGAUCGGCAACAGGGUAUUCACAUCCAUCUUCACACUGGAGUGCACACUGAAGGUGAUCGCCAUCAGCAAGGAGUUUUUCCGCUCCGGCUGGAACAUCUUCGACCUGAUCGUGGUGGUGGCCAGUCUGGUGGAGCUGUCGCUGCAGAACAUUAACGGCCUCUCCGUCCUGCGUGUUCUCCGACUGCUCCGAGUGUUGAAGCUCGCGCAGUCGUGGACGACCAUGCGAGUGUUGCUCAGUAUCAUCAUAUCGUCUCUGGGCGCCCUCGGAAACCUGACCUUCGUCCUGGUGAUCGUGAUCUACAUCUUCGCCGUGAUCGGGAUGCAGCUCUUCUCCAACAGCUACACAGCGGAUAUAUUCGAGCCGGAUCCAGUACCCCGAUGGAAUUUCAACGACUUUUUCCAUUCAUUUAUGAUGAUAUUUCGCAUCUUAUGUGGAGAGUGGAUCGAGCCACUGUGGGACUGCAUGAGGGCGAAGCGUGAAGAGUCGGAGAUGUGCCUUGCGGUCUUCCUGCCGGCGCUGGUGAUGGGCAACUUCCUCGUGCUGAACCUGUUCCUGGCCCUGCUGCUCAACAGCUUCAACUGCGAGGAGCUGCGCACCAGGAAAGAGGGUCAGGUCGCGCCCCACGGCGGCCCCGGUAUCGAUCUCGUCACUCUGCGGCGCCGGCUGCGCUACCUGAGACGCCGCCUCGUCCCACCGGCCGGCCGGAGAGCCUCGCAGCCCUCUCCUCGACCGGCGCGGCGAAUGGAGCUGCGAGCGGAGCUCAAAACGAGCUCGCUGAGUGAAGGCUUGGACCGAGAAUGCGCCAGCGCCUCUACCAUGCGCUCACACGCCGGACGAACGGCGUCCCCUCUUCUGAGAGAGUCCUCAGCUGACAGAAUGAAGGGCUGUACGGGCUGUGAUCAGUUACCCAACGAAUACACUGCGCAGCAAAGGAGCGAUGGCAAGAAGCACAUUUCGCCUGGCUGUUCAGCGCUGGGCUCCAGUCAGGAAGCCAAGGGCAAGUCGAAGCUGGUGCAGAGCGUGCAGCGUCUCAAAGGCUACAUCCGCAGUCACCGGGACCCCGAGUCUCGCCAGAGGGAGGUAAUAGCGGCCUUCGAGAGCGCUCGCGUGGACCAGCCGGCGCGCUGUGCACUGCCGCCGCUCCCCGUCUCCGUGUCGGUGCCCGAGAUCCGGCGCACACUGGACGAGACCGACCUGCUCUCGGACAGCUCCGACCCACUGCAGGCCGGCUACAAACAGAUCAACGCAGAGCACUUCUCCUCACCGUCAACGUCGCCACUCUCAGAGGUGGGACCGCCGGUCACCCGGCUCGCCCCGCCGGCCGGCACCGGUGGCGUCUUCAAGAGCCCCUCGACUGUCUCCAACUGGUCUACACUGGCCACCUACGUGGAGAGCCUGCGUGGACGGGACCAGACGGGCUCCAAACCGGAGCCGACGGCCGAGCAGCAGCAGCAGCAGCGCAAACGGGAGCCCAACGACUGCUUCCCAGUGGGCUGCUACAACAGGUUCCCGUGCUGUCAGGCGUUUACACGGACUCCGGUGUACCGGCGGUGGCACCGAUUUCGCACCGUGGUCGUGCGCUUCGUGGACAACUCGUACUUUGAAUGGGUGGUGCUAGUGAUGAUAAUUGCCUCGAGCAUCGCGCUCUGCUUCGAGGACAAGUACUUGUAUCAGAGGCCGCAGCUGAAACGCUACUUACGGUGGGCCAAUCUGGUGUUUGCGUCUCUCUUUACUGUGGAAAUGGUUCUGAAGUGGGUGGCCUUCGGUUUGAAGAAGUACUACUCCAAUGCCUGGACGAUUCUCGACUUCAUCAUCGUUGUGGCAUCCAUCUUCAGCCUUGCCAUAGAGGAGAACGAGACACUGGUCGCGCUCCGUUCGCUGCGAACACUGCGCGCCCUCCGACCUCUCCGGGCUAUCUCUAGGUGGCAAGGAAUGAAGAUCGUCGUGAACGCCCUCAUGUUCGCGAUCCCCUCCAUCUUCAACGUGCUACUGGUGUGCCUGGUGUUCUGGCUCAUCUUCUCCAUCAUGGGCGUGCAGUUCUUCAGCGGCCAGUUCUACAAGUGUGUCGACGAUGACGGCGAAAGGCUGCCCGUCUCGGUGGUGAACGAUCGUAACGACUGUGGCCGCCUUAAUUACACCUGGGUCAAUUCCAAGAUAUCGUUCGACAACGUGGGGAUCGCGUAUCUGGCUUUGUUUCAAGUCGCAACAUUCGAGGGCUGGAUGGAAGUGAUGGCGGACGCGGUGGACGCGCGGGGGGAGGGUAUGCAGCCAGAGCGGGAGGCCAACCUCUACGCCUACAUCUACUUCGUCGUGUUCAUCGUCUGCGGCAGCUUCUUCACUCUCAACCUCUUCAUCGGCGUCAUCAUCGACAACUUCAACAUGCUGAAGAAGAAGUACGAGGGUGGCGUUCUGGAGAUGUUUUUAACGGACAGUCAGAAGAACUACUAUACGGCACUCAAGAAGCUUGGUAGGAAGAAGCCACAGAAGGUGAUCCGGCGCCCUCUGAACCACUACCACGCCCUCUUCUAUGACAUUGCUGUCUCUCGAAGGUUCGAGAUAGCCAUAUUUGUGAUGAUUUUCCUGAAUAUGGUUAUCAUGGGUAUAGAGCACUACGGUCAGCCCUCCUCCGUGGCCUCUGUUCUGGAGCUGUUCAACAUCCUCUUUACUACCAUCUUCUCACUGGAGGCUCUGGUGAAAAUAAUCGGACUGCGUCUCCAUUACUUCACGGUGCCCUGGAAUUUGUUUGACUUUAUACUGGUCGGACUCUCGAUCUUCAGCCUGGUCAUAGAGGCGGAACACUUUAACACAGAGUUUCCGAUCCCGCCCACUCUGCUGCGCGUCGUGCGCGUCUUCAGGAUAGGCCGGAUACUGAGACUCAUAAAGGCGGCGAAGGGCAUCCGGAAGCUGCUGUUCGCCCUGAUCGUGUCCCUGCCGGCGCUCUUCAACAUCGGCGCCCUGCUCUUCCUGGUCAUGUUCAUCUACGCCAUCAUCGGCAUCGCGCUGUUCGCCAACAUCCGGCACAGCGGCGUCAUCAACGACAUCAUGAACUUCGAGACGUUCGGCAACAGCAUGAUACUGCUGUUCAGGCUGAUCACCUCCGCCGGCUGGAACGACGUGCUGGACCCGCUGAUGGCUCAGCCGCCCGACUGUGACCCGAACCUGACGGCCGAGAACGGCGACAUCCUUCCGUACGGCGACUGCGGCCAGCCGCUGUUUGCCAUCAUCUACUUCGUCACCUUCAUCGUCAUCAACUUCAUGAUCGUCAUCAACAUGUACAUCGCCGUGAUCCUGGAGAACUUCAACCAAGCGCACCAGGAGGAGGAGAUCGGCAUCGUGGAGGAGGACCUGGAGAUGUUCUACGUGCGCUGGGCCAAAUACGACCCGCACGCCACUCAGUUCAUCAACUUCUCUCAGCUGUCCGACUUCAUAGCGUCUCUGGAUCCGCCGCUGGGUAUCGCCAAGCCGAACACGGUGGCGUUGGUCAGCUUCAACCUGCCGAUCGCGCGCGGCGACAAGAUCCACUGCCUGGACAUUCUGCACGCGCUCACCAAGCAUGUGCUCGGACACGUCGAAGAAACGGAGGAGUUCCAUAAGCUACAAGAACAGAUGAACGAGAAGUUCAAGAAGCAGUUCCCGACACGCAAGGAGCUGGAGAUCGUGUCGUCGACCCGCCAGUGGAAGCAGAUGGACCUGGCGGCCAGGAUCAUCCAGCGCGCCCUGAAGGCCUUCUGCCGGAGGAAGCGGGAGCGCGAGCGGCUGGCUCUGACGCUGGACGACUCUCAGACGCAGACGAGUCCGGGACGCUCGCCGACCACGCCCAUGUUUCUGCAGCGGGUCGCCUCGUACCUGCAUGUGCCGGCACUGAUGGCCGGCGGCCGACGCUCGCGCACCGGCAGUGUCGCCUCGAGCACGUCUCGGCCGGGCUCGCGCGCCAGCGGCGACUCGGCUGACUCGUCGCGCCGCUCGUCCUACCACCUGGGCGAGUCGUUCAGUCGAAUAGGCGUGCUGGGCGCCGGUCUGCCCGGCCUGGGUAUUGUCGGGUUCGACGUGCUGGAGCGGCGAGACAGCGGCCGUCGGCGCGGCGGCGGCGGCGGCGACGGUAGCGCCGGCGGCUCGAUGAGCCGGAUCAGUGAGCUGCCGCCGCCGCAGGUUCAGAUACACGAGGUGGACGAGGACGCGUCCAGUUGAUGACGCUGCCGGCGAGCUCGGACCGACCGGCCGCGGACGGGGCGGCUAUCUUUCAUACGCGCUCGCGCCGCCCGCGCCGUGGACGCGCUGUUAAUUUUGCCGGUUUUUGUAAGAAAUGUAAAAUGGUGUAUAAAUAUUUAUAGUACGGCACCGUGUCGAAAUCUAGACUGUACUUCACUGUAGUUUUCUCAUGUUCUCUUUGUGCGUAUGCUUGCAUUUGUCACUGCAGUAUUUUACUCCUGUGUACAGUCAUGUUACUGCUUGUUACUCAGUACGUGAUUUUAUAUCAAAACUGUUCGUAGGUGAGGAUUCUAUCAGCCCCAGUAUCAGGCCGUUUCCGACUCGUAGUCCAUAGCCGGGGCUGUCCGUGUAGCGUAUCGCCGGAACUGGCCCCCGUACGAUCGGGGCGACCCCGGCACCCUGGCUGUUGACCGGCCGGCGCGAACUGACCUGGCUGGCUGGCGCACUCCCUCUGUGGCCGGCUCACCUGGCACCGAGGCUAUCCACCGGCGGACCGUCACUCGAGGACUGGCUCGCCGGGCACUGUUCCACGCUCAGUCGUGCCAAAGACUCAUCGGGCAUUUGUAACGUUACGUACCUAUAGCACUAGUGCCUCGGUGCCGCCGUCUCGCUUUUUGUGCCUAGUCUCUAAAGUUGUAUUCCGGCUCUGGAUGCGGGCCGCUUCCGGUCGGCGCUGGCCGGAAGUGGCCACCACCGACCGGAAGUGGCUCGUUUCCGGUGCACCUGUUUCCUCCUUCCAGCCGGGCCCUGCGCCGCUCCUGCGGGGCGGGGCGCGGUGUCGUGCCGGCGCGCGACACUGUCUCGCUGUUCCGGCCGACGGCGGGCGGGCGGGGCGGCCGCAUCGGCCGUCGGCGUCCGCCGCUCGCAGGGGGCCGCUCUCCUGUCCCGCUCUGCUGACCGUGUCCGGUAGGUGCCCGGACACGGCGGUCCCGCGGGAAGAUCGCGGACAGCGCCGUGGUGGAGCCGCGCGCCACAUUUCAACAUUCUACACCCACAAUCCUCCGUAGCAGUUAUUUGUUGAAUUUUAUUGUCGAAAGCCCUAUUAUGGACACGGAUGAAAUAAACUAUGUUAAAUGAGA
Messenger RNA from Amphibalanus amphitrite, 7000 nucleotides. Its product is annotated as sodium channel protein 60E-like. NCBI's taxonomy places the organism in Eukaryota, Metazoa, Arthropoda, Thecostraca, Balanomorpha, Balanidae. Bases 45 to 5900 code for a protein of 1951 amino acids. The transcript is spliced from 26 exons. Gene Ontology annotation, molecular function: voltage-gated sodium channel activity. Gene Ontology annotation, cellular component: plasma membrane; voltage-gated sodium channel complex. Gene Ontology annotation, biological process: neuronal action potential; sodium ion transmembrane transport; membrane depolarization during action potential. The record is from RefSeq and is a predicted model, not a curated record.